Molecule: messenger RNA, 406 nt
Organism: Meloidogyne enterolobii
Lineage: Eukaryota; Metazoa; Nematoda; Chromadorea; Rhabditida; Meloidogynidae
Source: the annotation of a GenBank genome assembly
UUUCAUAAUGUCAAAAUGUAACAAAUUUUUCAUAACAUCAACACUCUUUAUUUCUCAAAAUGGUAAUACUCACAAAAUAUUUAAAAAUGUCGUUCAUUAUUUUCUUUUAAUUUUUCUUUUCAACUUUUCUUUUAAAAAACUUUAAUUUUAGCUAAAAAUUGUUUUUUUAAUGGCUUCUUCUUUUCGUUUAACCGGUACUGCUUUACGCGAACUUCGAAUCCAUUUAUGUCAAAAAUCGCCAGAAAGUAACGGUGUUCGACAAUUUAUCGAAAAUGAUUAUGUUGAUUUAAAGAAAGGAAAUCGAUAUGAAUAUGGAAUUGAAAAAAGUAUUUCUGUUGAAAAUGAAAGCCGCGAGAAGGUUUUUGAAAUUAUCAAAAAUUUGGCUGAAAGAAGGAAUGUUAAAUAA